Molecule: messenger RNA, 3112 nt
Organism: Pneumocystis jirovecii RU7
Lineage: Eukaryota; Fungi; Ascomycota; Pneumocystomycetes; Pneumocystales; Pneumocystaceae
Product: oxoglutarate dehydrogenase (succinyl-transferring), E1 component
Exons: 6
Coding region: 20-3112 (1030 amino acids)
Biological process (GO): tricarboxylic acid cycle
Cellular component (GO): mitochondrion; oxoglutarate dehydrogenase complex
Molecular function (GO): oxoglutarate dehydrogenase (succinyl-transferring) activity; thiamine pyrophosphate binding
Source: RefSeq, a predicted model, not a curated record
AUGAGAGAAAACUUAUAUAAUGAGAACAAAAAACAUAUUGUUCUUGAAUAAAAACAGCAUUAAAAGACAUAUGUAUCUUUUUUUUUGCAAAAAAAAAGAUAUUUGGGGGUCUAUAGAAGCAAUAGAACGCCGAGUCCGAACACUACAUUCAACAGCGGUACAUAAAGAUGCAUCAAUAUGGGGAGAUUCUUUUCUUCAUGGAACGUCUGCAAAUUAUAUUGAUGCUAUGUAUAAUGCAUGGAAAAAAAAUCCAAAUGAUGUUCAUAUUUCAUGGCAAAUAUACUUUAGAAAUAUGGAAGAUAAGAAUGUACCACCUACAAAAGCUUUUCAGCUACCACCAACAUUUAUUUCAGGAUCAAUUGGUGACAUCCCUGCAUUUUUUAAAGAAACAGAAGCAAAUAAUAGUACCAAUAUUAUUGAUCAUCUUAAAGUGCAGCUACUAGUACGAGCAUAUCAAGUCCGUGGGCAUUUGUGUGCAAAUAUUGAUCCUCUUGGCAUUAAAGCAAAGGACGAUUCAACUAGAGAAAUUCCGAAAGAACUAACUUUAGAAUAUUACGGAUUUACAGAGAAAGAUCUUGAUACAGAAUACAACCUUGGUCCAGGAAUUUUACCAUAUUUUUCUACAAAAGAACUAUCCAAAAUGUCACUUCGCUCAAUCUUAGAAAAUCUUAAACGAUUAUAUAGUGGAUCCUAUGGAAUUGAAUAUAUUCAUAUUCCAGAUCGACAACAAUGUGAUUGGCUUCGUGAACGCCUUGAAAUUCCUAUUCCUUAUCAAUAUAACAAUGAAGAAAAACAACGUAUUCUUGAUCGACUGAUUAGAAGCGAUUUGUUUGAAAAAUUUCUUGCUACAAAAUACCCUAAUGAUAAAAGAUUUGGCUUGGAAGGAUGCGAAUCUCUUAUUCCAGGUAUGAAAGCGUUAAUUGAUCAUUCUGUAGAGCUUGGUAUCAAGUCCAUUGUUAUUGGUAUGGCACAUCGUGGAAGGCUCAACGUACUAUCUAAUGUUGUUGGAAAACCAAAUGAAUCUAUAUUUUCUGAAUUUUCAGGUUUCUUGGAUAUUGAUAGUGAAGGGUCAGGUGACGUAAAGUACCAUCUUGGAAUGAAUUAUGAACGAUUAACACCAUCUGGAAAACGUGUUAAUCUUUCUCUUGUUGCAAAUCCCUCACAUUUGGAGGCAGAAGAUCCUGUUGUUCUUGGUCAGACUCGUGCAAUUCAAUUUUAUGAAAAUGAUGACAAAAACCAUUCUAAUUCUAUGUCUAUAUUAUUACAUGGAGAUGCUGCAUUUGCUGCACAAGGUAUUGUUUAUGAAACUAUGGGAUUUCAUACACUUCCUAAAUAUUCAACGGGGGGAACAAUCCAUUUAAUCAUUAAUAAUCAAAUAGGAUUUACAACAGAUCCUAGGUUUGCACGAUCUACACCUUAUUGUUCAGAUAUUGCUAAAAGUAUUGAUGCACCCAUUUUCCAUAUCAAUGGAGAUGAUGUAGAAGCCUUAGUGUUUAUAUGUAAAAUAGCUAGUGAAUGGCGUGCUACAUUUAAAAAAGAUGUAGUAAUUGACAUUGUAUGUUACCGAAAACAUGGACACAAUGAAACAGAUCAACCCAGUUUUACACAACCUUUAAUGUAUCGAAAGAUUAUGGAACAGACACCAACGCUUGAAAAAUAUACAAGAAAACUUAUAAGCGAAGGUUCAUUUAGCGAAAAAGACAUUCAAGAACACAAAAAAUGCGUAUGGGAUACUCUUGAAAGCAGUUUUAAAAAAGCAAAGGAUUAUAAGCCAACACCUCGUGAAUGGUUAACAAGUGCAUGGAAUGGAUUUGCAUCACCUCGCGACCUAAUAAUAAAGGAUUUUAAUCAUUUUCCAACUUCAGUGAAUAAAGAAGCUCUUAAAGGAAUAGGAAGAAAGAUUUUUUCAUAUCCUAAGGAUUUCCAUAUUCAUCCUAAUUUAAAACGUAUUAUGAAAAACCGGUUAACAUCUAUUGAAGAUGAAAAGAAUAUUGAUUGGGCAACCGGAGAAGCCUUGGCAUUUGCCACUCUUUUAACAGAAGGAUGCCACGUUCGUGUAAGUGGUCAAGAUGUUGAACGAGGUACUUUUUCACAACGACAUGCAGUCCUCCAUGAUCAAGAAAAUGAAAACACAUAUAUAUCAUUAAAUUAUAUUGACCCAAAUCAAGCAAAAUUUGUGAUAAGUAACUCUUCUUUAAGUGAAUAUGGCGUUUUAGGCUUCGAAUAUGGAUAUUCUCUUAUUUCCCCCAAUUCUUUAGUUGUAUGGGAAGCACAAUUUGGAGAUUUCGCAAAUAAUGCACAAUGUAUUAUUGAUCAAUUUAUAGCUUCAGCAGAAGUAAAAUGGCAUCAACGAAGUGGAAUUGUAUUAUCACUUCCACACGGCUAUGAUGGACAAGGUCCAGAACAUUCUUCAGGCAGAAUAGAACGUUUCCUCCAACUAGCUAAUGACGAUUAUCGUGUAUUCCCAUCAAAAGAAAAAUUUCAACGACAAUACCAAGAAUGCAAUAUUCAAAUAGCAUAUCCUACUACGCCUGCAAAUCUCUUUCAUAUUCUUCGUCGACAAAUACGCCGUGAGUUUCGAAAACCUCUUAUAUUAUUUUUCAGUAAAGCUCUUCUACGACAUCCAUUAGCACGCUCGAAUUUAUCAGAAUUCUCAGGAGAUUCACAUUUUCAGAGCAUUUUAAGCGAUCAUGAUCAUAAAAAUGGGAUUCUUAAACCUCAUGAGUUGUGCAAUAAAUUAAUUUUAUGUACUGGUCAAAUAUAUGUUUCUCUUUAUAAAGAACGAGAAGAACGCAAAAUUGAUGAUACAGCUAUUCUAAGAUGUGAACAAAUUCAUCCAUUUGACUUUCAGGGUUUAAAAGAAUGCUUGGAUAGUUAUCCAAACCUAAAAGAAAUAGUUUGGUGUCAAGAGGAACCUUUGAAUGCAGGUGCCUGGCAAUAUGUCCAACCUCGCCUUGAAACAGUUCUUAAUAAAACUCAAGCUCAUAAAGAUAAAAAAGUAAGAUAUGCAGGAAGACCGCCAUCCGCUUCAGUAGCAACAGGAAAUAAAACACAGCAUAAACAAGAACAUGAUGAUCUUAUAAGAGAGGCAUUUAAAAUAUAUAUAAAUUGA